Molecule: messenger RNA, 2089 nt
Organism: Sciurus carolinensis (gray squirrel)
Lineage: Eukaryota; Metazoa; Chordata; Mammalia; Rodentia; Sciuridae
Gene: Lypla1
Product: lysophospholipase 1
Exons: 9
Coding region: 166-858 (230 amino acids)
Biological process (GO): protein depalmitoylation
Cellular component (GO): cytoplasm
Molecular function (GO): carboxylic ester hydrolase activity; palmitoyl-(protein) hydrolase activity
Source: RefSeq, a predicted model, not a curated record
GCGGUGGCCGGCGCGGCGCCGCGGUGGCGCGCACGCGCCUGAGCGCGCGCCCGGUGGGGCGGGCCGGGACUCGCGGGCCGGGACUCGCCGCUCGCACGCCCUUGGGCCGGGGCCGGGAGCCCACUCUACUUUCCGCUUCCGAAGCACUGUCCGCCGAGCCGGUGGAUGUGCGGCAAUAACAUGUCUGCUCCGUUGCCCUCCGUCGUUCCUGCCGCCCGGAAGGCCACCGCCGCGGUUAUUUUCCUUCAUGGAUUGGGAGAUACUGGGCACGGAUGGGCAGAAGCUUUUGCAGGUAUCAGAAGUUCACAUAUCAAAUAUAUCUGCCCGCAUGCGCCAAUUAUGCCUGUUACAUUGAAUAUGAAAAUGGCUAUGCCUUCUUGGUUUGAUAUUAUUGGACUUUCACCAGAUUCUCAGGAGGAUGAACCUGGAAUUAAACAAGCAGCAGAAAGUGUAAAGGCUUUGAUAGAUCAAGAGGUGAAGAAUGGCAUUCCUUCUAACAGAAUUAUUUUGGGAGGAUUUUCUCAGGGAGGAGCCUUGUCUUUGUAUACUGCUCUCACCAUGCAGCAGAAACUGGCCGGUGUCACUGCACUCAGUUGUUGGCUUCCACUCCGGGCUUCAUUCCCACAGCAUCCUAUCAGUGGUCCUAAUAGAGAUAUUUCUGUUCUUCAGUGCCAUGGAGAUUGUGAUCCUUUAGUUCCCCUAAUGUUUGGUUCUCUUACUGUUGAAAAACUAAAGACUUUGGUAAAUCCAGCAAAUGUAACCUUCAAGAUCUAUGAAGGCAUGAUGCACUGUUCAUGUCAACAGGAAAUGAUGGAUGUUAAGCAAUUCAUUGAUAAACUCCUACCUCCGGUUGAUUGACAUCACUAAGAGGCCUUGUGUAGAAGUACACCAGCAUCGUUGUAGUAGAGUACAAACCUUUCCCAUGCUCAAUCUUAAAACUUCUAAAGUUUGCAGUGUUCAAAUGUUUUGCAGAUACACACCAAUGAUACAGACUAAAUAAUGUCUCCACAUGGGAAAUUUAUGACCUUUUAAGUUUCUACACAUGUAUUUGUAUAAGAUGAUCCAGAAUAUACUAGUAUUAAAAUAAGUGAAGCAGCUAGCUGCUUUUUCUUAAAUGUAAUUCAGCAAAAUAAAAUACUACAACCAAAUUUUUUAUCAUAUCAUUUUAAAAUUACUAGUAUGCUUGACAAAAAUUUGUUUCAGUAUAAACAAGCAGUUAAGAUAUAAACAAUUUAUGCAUGCUGUGACUUGGUCUAUGGAUUUAUUCCAAAAUUGCUUAGUCACCAUGCAGUAUCUGUAUUUUUUAAUAUACGUAUUCAUAUAUACAUAAUGAUGGUAUUACAUAAGAUUAGAUGGUGUUACAUUAUUCCUGAUAAUAGGGAUAAUGCUUUUUAAGUGUCAACAGAGAAUAGUGUUGCUCUUUUCAGUUAAUGGCCCUUUUAUUUAGGGGACCAGGCUGUUCUUUUCCCUGAUAUCAUUUCUAUUUAAUAUUCUUUUCUUCUCUCAAGAAAAAAAAGUUCUUUCUUUCUUGAUUGUACUUCAGUAGUAGACCAGAUAUUGCUACUACAAUAUCUACACCUACUGUUGAUACAUACUGUAAUUUGACAUUCUGAAUCACUGACAUAUGAUAUUUAAAAUCUAUGUAUGCUUUAAAAGAAAUCAAACAUUACUUAAACUUCCUGCACUACAUAUUUCAAAAAACUAUACCUUAAUCCAAAUUUAGACCUAUUAGUUAUUAGGAUAUUCAAAUCCAGGUAAUAAGAAUAAUUCUGUAGUUUUAUUUUUUCUGUAAACAACUGAGAAUAAUUAGGUCAUAUUUUGGUAUGUUCUGAAAUAUUUAAGACUACUCUUAAAAACUGGUUUCUAAAAUGAUUGGGUCUUGUAGCAUACAGUUUAAAUUUACUUUUUCUAUACAUGUGUUUGAAACCACCUACUACAGAAAACGAGCUAUCCAUUAUAAGAAGUUGCUUUAUUUUUAUCAGCCAGUGCACUUAUUUGAAAUUUUUACUUUAGUCAGAUGAUUUUUAAAAUUAGUGUUUCUGUGCAAACAUAAAAAUUGCAGAGCCAGUGCAGUGGCACAUACCUGUAA